Bombus huntii is the source of this 2777-nucleotide messenger RNA. RefSeq names its product L-lactate dehydrogenase-like. The coding region runs from base 1606 to 2763 and encodes 385 amino acids. The record is from RefSeq and is a predicted model, not a curated record. NCBI's taxonomy places the organism in Eukaryota, Metazoa, Arthropoda, Insecta, Hymenoptera, Apidae. Gene Ontology annotation, biological process: carboxylic acid metabolic process. Gene Ontology annotation, molecular function: oxidoreductase activity, acting on the CH-OH group of donors, NAD or NADP as acceptor. The transcript has 7 exons.
UGUUAUCUCUCCGUCGUUAAGCCGCAUUCGCAAUAUCGAUCGUCCCUGAUGAAUGGCCGCAUUUAAGCCCGUCAUUUUUCCCGGUGAUUAUUAACGUUAAAAUUGAAUGUGUCCGGAGUGUAGCUGCUACGGCAGCAGAAGCAACAGCAGCCGCGUAGCCUGGCGCUCCCUCGCGAGGACCACGUUCGAAAAAAAGCCACCAGCUCCUUCCUCUUCCCGUUCUUUUUCUUCGAUUUCUUCUUCCUCCUCCUCUUUCUUUCUCCACCGAGAGGAAGAUCCAUCUUCGAAUGUGUGUUAAGGUCCCGCGACGCUCCAACUACUGGGAACGCCUCGGCUGCCGCUGCUCCGAGCAAACAGGGGGCGUAAUUUAUCGAAGGGGUCCAAGGUAAAUGAGAAAGCCUCGCGCCAAGAGUUCGGUCACUCUUUGUUCACCGGCGAAUCGAGUCCACGCGAAUUGCUCGCAUGUGUAAACUGUACGCUUACGCGAGAAGUGUCUGAUGAACUUCAGGUGUCGUCCGUUCCAAGCUGGAAGCGCGAGAAUGUUGGAUUAAGGAGGAGAUUCUUGGUAGUGGACGAUUGAUUUAUCGAUUCAUAUUGUGUAUCGUAUCGAUGUUUAUCGUAUUGAUAAUAAAAUGUACAAACCGAAUUGAUCAACGUGUCAUAAUUAUUCGAGCUAUUUAAUUACUGCUGGAUAAAAUGAAUUUCCGCUAAUUGAAUCUAUUUAUUUGGACAUAAAUACCGAUCAUAUGAACGGAAAAUCAUACGUUGGAGAAUCAAUGUACUCCGGAUAUAUAAACUUCAGCUACAUGAACUGCUUGUCUCUUGACAAAAUCGUAUAAAUUCUAAGCCCUACUGUAUACAUAGCAAUAUGUUUUAAUAUUUAGAAACACGUAGAUUUCUUUAUUAGCUUAACUUUGACCAUAAUUUUACAGUACUUACUAUUCCCUCAAAGUCGUAAUUUUCAUUAAGCACAAACAUACGUUAAACCAGUCAACAUUCCAAAUGGAAUGUACGUUGGUUAAAGAUCGAUAAUAAAAAGCUGACGGCACAGCUUUUACAACCUGCCAAUAUACACCUAUUCGAAACGUAUCGCUGUUCGGUGCCGGUAAAUAAAGACGCAGGGGGACCGUGGUUCCGCGAUUGAUGCACGAAAAUAAGGUAUUUUACAUCGAUGCGCGUGGGUAUCGGGCAGAAAUAUAUGAACAAUCCGGCGCGAUGUACCUGCGCUCCUGGGGCGACUACCUGCGGCUAAUUUACAGCGAGGAGCGCGGAUAACUUCCGUCGUUAUUCUCUGUAGUUUCCCGCGAAGAGUUCUUUCUCCACGAAGAGUUUCUCGUAACGGGGAGCACGAUUAGUCUGAAAUACCUGAGAGCGGGAGGCUCUGCUCGAACGUCGUUAUUGCGUAGGUUGAUCCGGAUCUGCAUAAGAACCAGACGACGACCUUUCUCUACCUGCCGUUUUACCCUUCUGACCACGAGAACGUUAAGGAACAGCGACCACCUCGGUGAUCUUGCGAAUAACGAUAACGUGGAUGGAGUAGCUGGCAACUGGACUCGUGGAACGACUCUACUUGCACCCAAUUAGCUGGCUAACCGGUCUCGCAAAAUGGAUGACGCGGAAGUUGCCAAGAGCGAAGCUGAAACGGAGAGGGAAGAAUGCGAAGAUGAAGAGCUGCCGAUCACGACCACCACGAAGAACGCGUUGAUAACGACCCAGCUUGGUCCCUGUGACGUUUAUCCGCAUCGCGUCAAAGUGUCCAUCAUCGGCGUAGGAAAGAUUGGAAUUGCCUGCGCUAUCGCGAUCUUGAUGAGAAGAAUGGCCAGCGAGGUCUGCCUGAUCGAUCACGACUCGAACAAGGCUUCCGCCGAGGCCGAGGAUAUUCAGCACGUUGGAGCUUUCCUGGGGUGUCCUCUAGUAACUGGCACAUCAGAUUUCAGUAUGGUGAAGGAAUCCGCAGUGGUGAUAAUUUGCACUCGCGAAACCGCACCUGGUGAAAGCCCAAACGUAAGACACAAUUUCAAGGUCUUCAAGAAAAUCAUACCUGCUGUAGCAAGAUUCGCAUGUAAGUCCGUCAUCCUGGUCGUUACUCAGCCAACCGAUGUGAUGUCCUACAUCGCCUGGAAACUAUCAGGAUUUCCUUCUAAUCGCGUCCUUGGCAUCGGUACACUGAUAGACUGCGCGAGGUUUCAAGACUUCGUGAGCAGAAGAUUAAACGUGGCGCGAAGUUCAGUUACUUGUAUGGUGGUCGGGGCGCAAGGAGACAUGGCUGGUAUUUUAUACUCAAUAAUGAACUAUUAUCGUAUAUUGGACCGUGUAUCUUUUGUAGUUCCUAUAUGGUCGAGCAUCCAAGUGGGUGGAAUGAAGCUUCGGGAUAUAAAUCCUAGAAUAGGGGAACAAGACGACCCUGAGAAGUGGUACGAAAUCUCGGAGAACGUAAAGAACGUUGGCACACAACUGGAGGAGAAGAAAGGAUCGUGUUGUUGGGGCGUUGCUGUUUCUACGGCGGAAAUCGUCGAUGCAAUUGUUAGGAACACCAAAGUCGUGCUCCCGGCGUCAACGCACAUUCUCAGUUGCGCUCACGGUACGGACAAGGACGUAUACAUGUCUGUGCCCUGUGUGAUCGGUCGAGAGGGUGUGUACUGUACCGUGCGACAGAAGCUAAGCGAACAAGAGAAGUCGGCGGUGCAGACGUGUGCGGACAGUAUUCGAAGUAUACUGCGGGAAAGCGGGAUUCUCCAGGAGACAAACCACGAGACGGAGUAGCGAGGAACGAGCGA